AUGGGAUCAGACUCGUCUAAACCUUCUCAAAUGAAAGGAGAUAUGUAUGUUUCUCUUGACGAUGCCAAUGCAAUCGUUGGAGAAUACGUUCGUGGCAAUGUUCACGUCCAUCUUAAAGACUCUGUUUCCAGCCCCAAGCUUUUUAUCUUCUUCAGAGGACAUGAGAUUGUUGAAUUCUGCACAGAACGCCAAGAAUCUAAUGGAGAUCAUGGCAUGAUCACUUAUCAAAUAAAUCACAGUGGAAAAGAGCUUAUCAAAAAAGGUAGAGCCAUUAUCUUUAACAAGCCAGACAUGACUGUAAACCCAGGGAACUACUGUGUUCCUUUCAAAUUCCGACUAUACCCAGACCUCCUUCCUUCUUUCAAUGCUACAGUUUUCAACAAGGGCUCUGCUAAGCUUGAGUAUAAAAUUGGUGCAUUGCUGGAAACUCAAGGAGUAAAGUACAUGAAAUUUAAAAAGCCUUUUACUGUUUUGUCUAACAGUUUUCCAGUCCUCCCAGAACUUUAUCCUCAGCAGUUAUCGCAUGAGGUUUCAGGUUACAAUAACACAAUCUGGUGCGUCAAUAAAGAAAAAGCAUCAGUUAAAGCAUGAAUUGAAAAGCCAGCUUUCGGGUCAAAUGAGCUGAUAAAUCUCUUUGUGGAAGCUGAUCUAAAAAACUUUUCAUCAGAUAUUAGGAAAAUAGAGGUAGAAAUACUCAAAAUCACUACAAUUAGCGCAAAUAGGAAGAAUUGUGUCACCAAAACACAGUCAAAAAGUAUAUGGAAAGAUACUUUUAGGACUGAAAUUUUAGCGAGAUCUGGCACACAAAAUAGGAAAUUUAGUAUUCCAGUUGCAGAAAUACUUAAGCAUGAGCGUACAUAUACUAUGAAGUCAUAUCUAAUUAAGUGCCAGUACAUUGCAAGAAUUAAAAUGCAUACAGAUUACAAACUCUUUAGAUGCACUGGAUUCCCGACAAUUGAGCAAGGCAUUGUAAUUUUGCCAUUUGUUGUUGAUGAGAAAGCUGAAGAACAUAUGGUGCACCUAAAAUGUGAGAGCUCUGAUAUGUCAUCUCUUAUUACUCAAGCCUCUGUCUCUGAUGAGUUUUAA
Molecule: messenger RNA, 1086 nt
Organism: Blepharisma stoltei
Lineage: Eukaryota; Ciliophora; Heterotrichea; Heterotrichida; Blepharismidae
Source: the annotation of a GenBank genome assembly